Molecule: messenger RNA, 1235 nt
Organism: Amoebophrya sp. A120
Lineage: Eukaryota; Dinophyceae; Syndiniales; Amoebophryaceae
Source: the annotation of a GenBank genome assembly
AAAAAUGACUGGGUCUGGAAUAAACUUGUGAUGCUAAAAUGUGGAUGAUGGAAACAGCUCCGAAUGCAACACAGCAUGACAACUUUUCAGAACACUUUCUCAUAGGAAAUCCGCAUGAGAAACUGCGUUUUUGCAUGUACAAAAGAGGCUGCGACUUUUGUUGGCUAUGCAAUACAGAUUUAUUCCCAGGUGUGGAGAGCUAGCAUGACAACUUGCUACCUUCGAGACCCAGACACUUUUGCAUUUGAUACCGCUUCGAGAUGAACGACAGCGAACAGUUAUCGAGUCCGCGGUCAACUUUGUCAAGCGGAAGUGCAAGCGGCAGUGGCGGUGGUCCGCCGCCGCGGUUGGUCGUGACCGGGCAGCCGGUCAUCGGUCCGGGCAGCGUGAGCCAGAUGAACAGCCAGAAUUACAUCCCAACUGGGUACAUCAAAGAGCAGAAUGGGCAAUUUUCACCAGGAGUAACAACAACGUCCUCCCAUGGCGUUCCGAUUUUCACGGCCCAGGGGGUCCCGGCCCGCGUGUACCACCCAGGGAUGGGUCCGCCGCCGGUGGCGCCCCAGCCCGGACCGGCGCCCGGGGACGGUCAGCGACCCGACUUCGCGGGCCGGCGGCUGCGGCAGGCCGCCACCACGGAGGCCGCCAAUGAUCGGAUGAACAACCGGCCCAACACGAGCUCGCGUCGCUACUACCACGCCACGUUUCUGGAGCCGGGGGACGAAUUUGACCCGUUUGAGUCCGUGCGGGUGGAGGGGCGGUGGCGGGAUUUGCAGAACGAAAAAACGAGAACUUCUGCUGCGGCAGUGGAUCAACAGCAGCAGCAAGAACAGCAGCAGCGGCAGCAGAACAACACUUCUAUGAACGACGACAUAGAAAACUUAAACGACGAAGAUUUGAACAGCGUGAAUGGUACUCCGGAAUCGCAGUGGAGCGAAGACACGACAGAGAUGUUGCAUUUUGCGCAGCAAUCGUCCAACCCCGGGAGGGGAGGAGGAGGGACUGCUACCAGUGGUGCAACAGGAACUUCUUCGUCUGGCGUUGGUGGUCCUUCGCCUCCUUCCUCUAGUACGGGGAUGAAUUCUAACCCGCACAGCAGAAGAGAUCCCGCGCGACGUACUACGCCCGGCAGUAGAAGUACUAGAGCAGCAACUAAUAGUAGUACCCACGACCCGAUGACUCCCCCUGACUCCCCCACGCCAAAUGGAGGCAACCGCCCAGGUCCUAAUUUUGUUUGA